AUGAAUCACAAGGAGAGCACAUUCAGUCGUGAUUUCGAUUUUGCUUACAAGAAGGUGCACGCGAAAGGAGUAAGAAGAGCGACACUAGGUCGAGGACUUAUAGCAUUGACUGAUAAAUUUGGGAUUAUGAGGACAAGGACGAAAUGUGAUUUGGUACAGGAAUCAUAUUCGGAGCUAGAUAAUCCAGACUCAGUAUAUACUGCUUCUACGAAAGUGUUUUUACGACUUGCGGAGCAUUUGAACGCAGAGCACGUGCUCAUAUCUUUGGCGUUGGUGGAAGGCAUCGAAAGUGCGCUAAAAAAUCUGCCACCGAAACUUCUGAUCACAUGUAGCUGUCUUACUGUAAUAAGUUAUCGAUAUUCUUUUCUGAAAUUGCUCCUUCCCUGUGUAAAUCGUGGAUGCGGGCUUCGAAUCAAUCUGUUUGCAGAUGAUAAAGAAGAAGCCAUUGAUUCUGCGAUUUUUGAUUCCGAAUUAGUAAAAGCAGCUCCAUUUCUCGAGAUUUGUGCAGAAUGUCGUAUCAGCGAUGGACAGCUUCCUUACCUCAAAGCUUGCUGGAUUUUUAUCUCUUUUGCACCCCAAAUUUCUGAAGAAGGUCUGAUCAGAUUGAUCAUGCAGUGGCUGGAUGGCAAACGGAGAAUUAACAGACUAUAUAUCGGGUGUAUGUUGGCACUCACUGAAGAUAUGGUUUAUAAAGUGAGAAGAUGUGAACUAAUACCCGAAUCUGAGCUAAACAAAACACCAUUUCUCAAGUACUUUAUGGAAAAGCAUUUCGAAUCUGGAUUUCGCGUUGGAGUCCGAAACAAGGCUGGCAACUUGAUAUUAGUAAAUGUAAGCGAAGGAUCCUGCAAAAUAGCUGAUCCAUACUCUGAAGAUGAUCCUCCACUCUCGCAAUGUUCCAUUGAUUAUCGAGAUGAUGAUCAUGAUGAUUAACAACAAAUGUUACCUUCGGGAAUUACACGUCGAAAUAAUGUUGUGUACGUAUGCAAUAUAUUUUGUAUUCAACUUGUAACGAAGUAAGUAAAUAAUGCAUGCAUUUUUUCUCGUGUUUCACUUUAAUCUGCUCUGGACUUUCGUUAUGAUGUUUGCUUCAAAUCAUGCAAUCCAUCUUCCAUAUUUUGAACGACGGGAGUUGAAAUUCUAGAAAAUUUUGAACGAUUCUCAUUUGGACAUCUCAUUUGAUAGCGCCUCAGAAUAUUCAGCUCUCUGUAAUCUUUCUGCCAUUUUCUGCUAGUUUUUUCUUCUUGAUAACUAUCUACC
Messenger RNA from Cylicocyclus nassatus, 1257 nucleotides. NCBI's taxonomy places the organism in Eukaryota, Metazoa, Nematoda, Chromadorea, Rhabditida, Strongylidae. The record is from the annotation of a GenBank genome assembly.